AUGGCAGAACGUCAGAAGAGAGAUUCUUCUUCAAUCAGUUCGAAGGAGAAAAGUUCGUUGCUAGAUAUGGACUUCGGGAAGGACUUCCUUAGCUCAUGGAAAUCAAUCUCAAUAACUGAGGGGGAUGAAAUGGAUUUUGACCUGACUCCUGGGCCUGGCAAUAAGAAGACAUUUAAGUUUGAUAAAGCGGAUGUGGAUUUUAAUUUGGAUGGUGAUUUUGGAAAAAUGUCAUCUUUCAAGAUGGAUAUGUCUGAUCUGGAUAUCUCCCCUCCACUUAAAAAGGAUGAAAAACCCAAGGAGAAGCCAAAAGAAUCGUCAUCCAGGGGAAAGGAUAAAGGAAAAGCUGACCAUUUUGCUUUUGCAUUUGAUUUUGAUGAGUUGGACAAUUUCAAUUUCGAGUCAAAUUUAACAAAAGAUGUCUCAAAAGCUGAAAAAGACAAAAAUAAGGAAGGUACUUCUCUUAGUGGAAGUGGGUGUGAAGAAGAGGAAGGUUCCUUGCACAAGAAAGAUACUGGAAGUAUGACUGUUUCAGAAGAUUGGGCACAAAAGCCAUAUCUAAAUGGGACUACAAUGAAUGUUGAUAUGGAUAGCUCGGUUGGAGAAGAUGCAGAUCCUGGACCCGUAAAAGAAAACCUACCUUCUAAAUUUGCAAUGGAUGAUGAUGAUACUCCAGACCAUUCAGCUGCUAUUCAUGAAUCCGAUAAAGCAACGAGUCAUUUUGAUAUAACAAGUGCUUUUAUAGAGUUACCUAAAGUGGGUCCAUCUGAAAAUUUGGUUUUAGCCAAACCAGUUCAGCAUGAAGAUUGUACUGGAAGUGAUGAUGGCAAGGAAAUCUCAUCUGAUUCUCGCUUUAGAAAUGAGCCGACCGGAGACCAUUCAUCAGAGGAGCACGAUGACGCUAAUUCCACGAGUACGAACACAACUAGUGCAAAUGGAAAACAAGAUUUUGAUCAUGUGUCUAUUAACAGUUCAUCCUGUCAUUACAAAUAUGCAAUACCCGUCAACUCGCACCUCCUCCAUACUGUUGAGAUUUCUGAGGAGAAUACUGGUAAAAAGAGUGAAGUUGGAGUUGAAGACCAUGUGAUGAACAACAGAGAAAGAGUUGAAGAAGGUAAAGUUAAAUCACUCGUUGAGAGUUCUUGUACCGCUAGUGCCGUGCCAGGAAUACUCAGUGACAAAACAUCUACCAGGGAGAACAAUUUGGAGAUUUUGAAGUCAAACUUUGUCAGUGCUGAGGGGCUAGAAAACGGGAAGAAGCUGAAUGAUUCUUCUAGCUCACUAGGUAAGGAGACGGAAACAACAAAAGAGAAGAGCAUGAAAGAUACGAAUCCUCUUAGAAGCUCUGGCUCUUCCUUUUCCUUGGAGGUGAACAAAAAUGCAGCACAGAAGGGUGGAAAUCCAAUUUCCUUAGCAGCUAUUCGAUUAAGUAAUAAACAAAUUCCUGCUGAAGGACAUAAUAAGCUUUUCUCGAUUGAACGUGGUAGGAAGACCCCUGAACCCCCUGGCGUGAAACUCCAAUGUUUAAACGUUGACUUAACAAAGUCCUCAAUUCGGAAAGAUAUCAAUCCAAUUGGAAGCACUGUUCAGAACAGGGUUUUAUUAAGGAAAUCAGCAUCUGAUAUUGCUCACUCAUCAAACUCCCAGAAACCUACUGUCCAAUCCUCAAAGAGAAAAACACCGGAGGGGGUCACCGCAAACAUUACUGUCUUGAAUCCAUCCAAAAGACUCAUCCAAUCACCUACUGCUGGCAGAAUUGUUGUGGACACAUCAGAAAAGAUUGUUGACCUAAAGGUACCCAACCACAGUAACAUCGAAAAUAAAAGCAUCAAAAGUACAAUGGUCAACACCCAACUCUCUACACUUAAGAUUCCUCAUGAGGCAAAGGUCAAAGAAAUACUCCCUACAAACAUUCCUCAUGAGGCAACGGUCAAAGAAGUGAACAUGUCAUUCUCGAUUGAGAGUAAUAACAACAUCAAACAAGCUGAAGCUUAUGGCAAGGAACUCGACGAUCUGUGCAAUAUGCUGAGGAAGAAACAUGAUGAAGCGAAAGAACUAUUGGUUCAGGCUGUCGUGAACAGCAAUAAGCUGCUGAUGCUCAACAAUCCCCUUCUACAUGAGAAGAUAUCCUUUUCUGUUGAUUUACUAGUUUAA
Messenger RNA from Striga hermonthica, 2151 nucleotides. The record is from the annotation of a GenBank genome assembly. Lineage: Eukaryota; Viridiplantae; Streptophyta; Magnoliopsida; Lamiales; Orobanchaceae.